Messenger RNA from Penicillium olsonii, 639 nucleotides. NCBI's taxonomy places the organism in Eukaryota, Fungi, Ascomycota, Eurotiomycetes, Eurotiales, Aspergillaceae. The record is from the annotation of a GenBank genome assembly.
AUGAGCCCCCGCUACGUGCGAUACGACAACGCGCGCGAAAACGAAUAUGUCGCCGCCAUGCGCCAGUUGAUCUCGAAGGAUCUGUCCGAGCCAUACAGUAUCUACGUCUACCGCUACUUCCUAUACCAAUGGGGGGAUCUGUGUUUCCUCGCCAUGGACGACAAGGACGAGAUGAUUGGUGUCGUGGUCUCGAAGCUGGAGCCACACCGUGAUGGCCCGCUGAGGGGGUAUAUAGCCAUGCUGGCUGUGCGCGAGGAAUACCGGGGACAGGGAAUUGCUACCAAGCUCGUGCGCAUGGCAAUUGAUGCGAUGAUUGAGCGGGAUGCGGACGAGGUAUGGAAGGAGAUUUGGCUCGAGAUUGAGAUGGGGAUGACGGAAGCUGAUAAUGAGCAGAUUGUUCUCGAGACUGAAAUCACCAAUAAGGGUGCGAUGAAGCUAUAUGAGCGCUUGGGAUUCAUUCGAAGCAAGCAGCUCCAUCGGUACUAUCUGAAUGGCAAUUCGGCGUAUCGGCUUGUGCUUUAUCUGAAGGAGGGCGUGGGGGCAGUUCGGACGGCGCUGGAUCCUUACGGUCAGCUUCCUCUGCCUGGUCCGGAGGCGUGUGCUGGACAUUCCCAUGCGGGUAUGGGAUCAUUAAUGUGA